This is a messenger RNA of Sander lucioperca (pikeperch), 7304 nucleotides long. RefSeq names its product TRAF2 and NCK interacting kinase a (gene tnika). NCBI's taxonomy places the organism in Eukaryota, Metazoa, Chordata, Actinopteri, Perciformes, Percidae. Gene Ontology annotation, molecular function: ATP binding; protein kinase activity. The coding region runs from base 374 to 3712 and encodes 1112 amino acids. The transcript has 26 exons. Gene Ontology annotation, biological process: protein phosphorylation. The record is from RefSeq and is a predicted model, not a curated record.
GUGCGCUCCCCCUCCUCCUGUAUGUUCACUGGCUGUCACAGCAGCGGUUGUAGGAAGAGCACGAGCAGGAAUCCACUUUACACGGCGCUUCACCUUUCUCUGUUCCGUCUCCAUCCCGCAGACAUGGAUCUGGAGGUACUGAUGCACACGGCGCUUCCACUCCUAACGUCUGCGCUCUAGCUGUGCGCUCCCGGCCCGUGUCACGUCCCGCUAAGGACCACAAGGAGACUUUUAUUAUUUUGAGACAACACUGUAGCAGAGAGGGGACAGUAGAGACUGAGCAGCAGAGAGAAGGGACCACACAGUCGUGACAGCUAAGGCCGUUUCAGGAUAUCGGGCAACUGACUAAGAGCGGAUUUUGGUGCCCUCCAUCAUGGCGAGUGACUCUCCAGCUCGGAGUCUGGACGAAAUCGACCUGUCCGCUUUGAGGGAUCCUGCCGGCAUCUUUGAGCUGGUUGAGCUGGUGGGAAAUGGCACCUAUGGGCAGGUGUACAAGGGUCGCCAUGUUAAGACAGGGCAGCUGGCAGCCAUUAAGGUCAUGGAUGUCACCGGGGAUGAGGAAGAGGAGAUUAAAGCGGAAAUUAACAUGCUGAAGAAGUACAGUCACCAUCGGAACAUCGCCACCUACUAUGGAGCUUUCGUCAAGAAAAACCCCCCUGGCAUAGAUGACCAGCUAUGGCUGGUCAUGGAGUUCUGUGGAGCCGGCUCAGUGACAGACUUGAUCAAGAACACCAAAGGCAACUCUCUGAAAGAGGAGUGGACCGCUUACAUCUGCCGAGAGAUUCUCAGGGGUCUGACUCAUCUCCAUCAGCACAAGGUGAUCCACCGAGACAUCAAGGGACAGAACGUCCUGCUGACGGAGAACGCCGAGGUCAAACUAGUGGACUUUGGUGUUUCAGCCCAGUUGGACAGAACCGUAGGAAGGAGGAACACGUUUAUCGGGACGCCAUAUUGGAUGGCACCAGAGGUCAUCGCCUGUGACGAGAACCCUGAGGCCACGUACGACUUCAAGAGUGAUCUAUGGUCGCUGGGAAUCACAGCGAUAGAGAUGGCUGAAGGAGCACCACCGCUGUGUGACAUGCACCCAAUGAGAGCCCUCUUCCUGAUCCCACGCAACCCCCCACCCAGACUCAAGUCCAAGAAGUGGUCAAAGAAGUUCCAGUCGUUCAUAGAGAGCUGUCUGGUGAAGAGCCACAGCCAGAGACAGAGCACAGAGCAGCUCCUCAAACACCCGUUCAUCAGAGACCUGCCCAACGAGAGGCAGAUCCGCAUCCAGCUGAAGGACCACAUCGACCGCACCAAGAAGAAGAGAGGAGAGAGAGAUGAGACAGAGUAUGAGUACAGUGGCAGUGAAGAGGAGGAUGAAGAAAGAGAAAUGGGUGAACCGAGCUCCAUCAUCAACGUCCCCGGUGAGUCGACCCUGAGGCGGGACUUCCUGCGCCUCCAGGUGGCCAACAAGGAGCGCUCGGAAGCACAGCGGCGGCAGCAGCUGGAGCAACUGCAGAAUGAGGAGCACAAGCGCUUACUGUUGGCUGAGCGACAGAAACGCAUCGAGGAACAGAAGGAGCAGAGGAGACGGCUGGAGGAGCAGCAGCAGCGAGAGCGUGAGCUGCGGAAACAGCACGAGAGGGAACAGAGGAGGCGCUACGAGGAAAUGGAGCAGCUUCGCAGAGAGGAGGAGAGGAGGCAUGCAGAGAGAGAACAGGAGUAUAUCCGUAGACAGCUGGAAGAGGAACAGAGGCAGUUAGAGAUUCUCCAGCAGCAGCUACUGCAGGAACAGGCAUUACUGAUGGAGUACAAACGUAAGCAGAUAGAGGAGCAGCGGCAGGCAGAGAGGCUCCAGAGGCAGCUCCAGCAGGAGAGAGCCUACCUGGUGUCUCUACAGCAGCAACAACAACAGCAGCAACAGCAGGAGGGAAGGCAAGCAGAGAAGAAACCGCUUUACCACUACAAAGAUAUUAUCAAUCCUAAUGACAAGCCUGCCUGGGCUAAAGAGGUUCCGAAGCAGCAGCAUGUUCGUGGUAACCCGCCCCGCUCCCAACUACGACAUCACCAGUCAUUCAACCAACCGGCUUCAUCCCCUGGCUCAAGGGGAGCUCAGGCCCCUAGGCGAACCCCGUCCCAUGGUGCCCAGCUCCUCCACACCCACCUCCCCAAUAUCCGUAUUUCACUAGACCGCGAAGAACCCCUAGAUCCGGGGCUCAAGCAGGAGAUAAGUCAGCAGGUCAGAGAGUUUAGGGCUCAGAAACUCCGUGAGAGGGGCCGCAGCCCGGGGCCUAUCCAGAAACGCAGCCAGGCUCCUGGCCAAGGGCCCAGUAAGGGACCUGGUAAGAGUCAUAAAGAGCAUUCUAGUCAAGGGCCAGCCAACCAGUCUAAUCCAGUAUUCAACCCUUAUCCUCUGGGGCAUAGCAAUCAGAAAGAGAAGCCUAAAGACAGGGAUCUCUCGGCCCCCAGUCAGGCAGCCAUCCAGGGGCUAAUGUCUCCGGGACUUCAACCUGAUCCUCAGUUCCCAGGACAGGUCCAGAGACCCAAGUCAGGAUCUAACCCUAUUUCCAUCCCUGUGCUCAAACGGGUGGAGGAGCGAUCUAAGAUGAACAGACAGAGCUCCCCAGCGCUGCAGCACAAAGUGUCCAACCGCAUCUCUGACCCCUCCCUCCCUCCCCGCUCCGAGUCCUUCAGCAGCGUGGGCAUGCAGCCUGCCCGCACCCCACCCAUCCACCGCUCCAUCGAACCACAGAUGGCUCACCUGGUUCCAGUGAAGACCCACUCCGGCUCCAUGUCCGGCUCUCAGUCUCUGCAGGACCAGACAGGCUCAGCUCUGAAUGAGGGCGUCAGCGCAGCCUCACCCAGGCCCGAGAUGCCCCGCCAGAACUCAGACCCCACUUCUGACACCCCCGGACCCCCGCUGCGUAUCACAGGCAGGGAGGAACGGGAUCGGGAACGGGACAGAGACAGGGAUCGGGACAGGACCGCCUGGCUGAGAGAGGAGGACAUCCCACCCAAGGUCCCACAGAGGACCAUUUCCAUCUCCCCAGCCUUGGUCAGGAAGAAUUCCCCUAAUGGAGGAGCGGUUCUGGGCCCUCGCACAGGUUCUCAACUCAUACGGGCCAGUAACCCAGAUCUGCGGCGCUCAGAGCUCUCUCUGGACGCCAUGCUGCAAAGAACUUCAUCCAACUCGUCAUCCUCCUCCUCCCCUUCGUCUCAGGGAGGCUCAGCCGAGAGGAGAGGUCAAGCCAAGCAGGAAGGAUCCCCUCCAGGAGCCAAUCAGGAGGCAACGCCCAAACUGGAGGAGGGUCGUGAAUCAGCCAGACCCAGCAGACCUGCAAGCUAUAAGAAAGCCAUAGAUGAGGACCUAAGUGCAUUGGCCAAGGAACUCAGAGAGUUGAGGGUCGAGGAGGGCAGCAGACCUCCAGUCAAGGUGACGGACUACUCGUCCUCUAGUGAAGAUUCAGAGAGCAGCGAUGAGGACGGGGAGACAGUGGGGCAUGAUGGGACUGUUGCUGUUAGCGACAUUCCCCGCAUCAUGCCAGCAGUGCAGAGCAGUGGUGAGUCGUAUGGAGGGCUGACAGAGGACUCUCUGGGAGAUGCCUAUAAUAGUUCCAAGGACAGCACUCUCGUGAUGAGAGAGGUGAUGAAUGUGCACACACACACACACACACACACACACACACACACACACACACCUCCACUAGUUUCCCUGCUGGUCCACUGAAACCUGGAAGCUGGACUGGGUUAGCUUCUUCAACUUUACCUUGGGGGUCAGGGCUGACUGACAUUCUCUUCAAUCAAUGAAGUUAUCAACCUGUAGCCAUCAACAGUUUAACUUUGCAAUGGCUACUGAUAUUAUUAUUCUGGCAAUUCCUAACAUUCCAGCGUCUCAUAACAUUGUAUGGGUGACUUUUUUUUCUUCUGUGUAUUACUUUUUAAAUCCUGCAAAUUGACCUUUUUCUCUUUUGAGUUAAGUUGUCUGUGAGCAUGUAUUUUAAGGCUUGUUUACAGUUGAGAUGCUUCACCUUGCUUUCAACCUAAAUUCCCCCAUAAAAGGGUUUUAUCUCUACUGGCUGACUUAACACCCCCAGCAAGCUCCAGCUCCAACCUGAAAAAAUAAAAAUAAAAAAACAUAACUUCAUUGAUGGUUGGAAUAUGCCUUUCUGCCUUUGACAAUUAAAACAUGCAUGCACAUGCACACCUAUAAUUGACUUGUAUACACAUGCCCUAGCAGCUAUUAAAAUGUAAACCGCAAACAUUUUAUUUACCGGGUCUCAAUACGAUCGUUCUUUUGUAGCAGGUGUCUGGUGUCUCAGUUGUUCUGGAGCUGAACACACCUGGAAAAGGGUGGCUGGCUGUGGCCAUUUUCUCUUCUAUGCUUUUAAACAUUUUCCUUUCACUUGAGGCCUUUAUGAGCGACAAAUGUAUAAAAACUUUUUUUUUUUGAAAGAACAAAACACUGAAAACCUUAACUGUUAGCAACUUCACAGUGCUAAAGAGAAUUCUUGGCACUCGGUUGUGGAAACAAGAAACCAUUUCAUUUCUUAUAAGACGUAGCCAAAUGUAGAUGGUAGUUCCUCUGUGGGUAAUCUAAAGUCUUGCUGUCAUGGAAGACAUUGGUGCUCAAGAACAGAAUAGUUGAGGGUUAUAUUUUGGGGGGGGUUGGGAGGGGGGGGGUUAGAGAAGUAGUUGUAGAAAGUAAUUUUGGGGCUAAGUAGUUCUGUUUCCAGUUCAAUGGGAGUUUUAAGCAUUUUGAGCAGAGUUUGCACUCUAGGACGGAUUGUGGCUCACAAACAUUUUUAUGAAAUCAAAGUACCAAUAUGGUGACUGGUUCUCUGUUUACAUCCACACAAAACGUAUUGGGGACAUCUGGUAAUUGUAAGAAAAUCAGAAUGUGUUUACAUGCACUGCAUUGAUGUGGUUGCUGUAGAAUCUGCAUUUACAUGCAGAUAGUCCGUUUUCUUCUCUACCUCCUACCGUAAAAUUAGUUCUAAGUGUAUUUGCGAUAUAUUUGAAGCGCAGCAGCCUGAGUUUCUUUUCCUUGUUUUUUCUGACCCGAGCAUUUGCACUGAUGGUGCAGUGAGGAGGGUGGACUCUAGUGAAGUUUCAAGAAUGCAUGUGUUAAGAAAUUUACAGAUAACCUGCUAUUCAGCUAUAGAAAUUACUUUAGACUUGUUUGUUUUAGACGGACUUUGGAUUUUAGCUAUCUUCUGCACUGUUGUCAUAGCAAUACUUUUCUUAUUUCUAUUUCCUAGUUUUGUUUAUGAUCCUGUGCUCUUGUUAAAAAUAAAAUAAAAAAAAGUCAGUGACGUGUAUACGUGGUCAAGAAAUUUGAUUUCUCUAGCAGAAAUCCCUUAGUGUUAACAUAACAUUUUAUGUUUGGUUACUCCCAAAAUGGACAAUAAUCAGAUUAGUUAAAUACGUGGAAACACACUCAUUGUAAUAUUAACAUUGGAAGGUAUUCUGCCCAGCUUUCAAAUUGUCCUUUGUACAACGACAGCCGUUCUGUUAUUGUUGUUCUGUCUUCAGUCCAUUGAAGUAUUAUUUUUUUUUUUUUUUUACUUCUGUCAAGACACCAAAGUAAUACAUGGAAUGUUAUGUUUAUUAAGUUCUACAAUAAUUUUGUUUCAACAUUCCGUUCUUGUUCAAUGUGUGGUGUUUUCCCUGAAAAAUAUGUUAGGAGCUAUGGUAUCACAACAGUGGCUUCCAACUCAGUCUUUUACUCCUGGCCAUCUAGAUUUUCACUUAUGGUACAAAACGGUACAACAAUAGUACUCUGGACUGCAAGGCCAAAAGGUGAAAGCCAGAUGACUUUACUUAUUGUACUGGUACAUUUCAGUACUGGUACAUUUCAUAUUGAGUAUUCAUUUAUUUAAGCCGGAGGGGGAAAAUAUCGAUCUAAAGGCAGCAGUAUAGUACGCAUUGACUUUGUGCCAUGCUGGCCGUUAAGAUGACUAACGUUCGAUGGCAGAUUGGGGGCACACUCACAGGCAAGAAUACUUGGGGACUCCCUACUUGCUUUCAUGAGCAAACAAAUCCUCUCAAAACUACAGCCUGCAGUGCCUCAACCUGAUUUGAUCAUUCUCGGGGAGUAAAUGAGCUCCAAGAGGGUGUGUAAGAUGUAACCUGUUAAAUGCAAAUUGCAGAAAAUUCCAUCUCGGGGUAAUAAAAUAAAGUUGCACAAAAAAAAAAGUAAUUUGACCGCUGAGCUAACACUGUGGCAUUUUGCUCGGUCCUAUUUAUUGAUUGCAAACAUGCCCUUGUGCUUUUAGUUCUAGUAUACUGCUUCUUCAAAUACACUGGUAGAUUUCCAAAAGUAUCCAAAACCUAAUGUCCAAUCAAUGGCGCAUUUUAAUAAUUGUGGUAUGAGGUUUCUAGAUUAUUCUCCCCAUCACCUCCUCAGCCUCAACAGAAGUUGACAAUCUUCCUUAACCCAUAUUAGUGCUCUGUUAAUUUAUAACAAAUGUCAGACACAGGGAAAUUGACUCUUUUCUCACUCUCUGUUCCCUCCAGUUAUUAAACUCUGGCCUCUGAUGUGUAGAACUAAUUGCUACCACACGUCUCGUCAAUGAUCCUCUACCUUUUAGCUGUCUCUCACAUGGAGACAGGUGACGGGACUGACCUCUGAUUCCAUUUGAGAAUAGGUUUAAGGGAGAUGUCCUGUAGUGGUUAGCUUCACAUGCUGAUCUAGGAUCAUACACUGCUUGCGAUACAACUGCAAAAUGACUGAGGCAAGUGUCCAGGGCAUAUUCUCAGGGCUCCAAAUAGUGUUAUGAAAUGGGUUACCUUAAUGGUGUCAGCAGUGAGGAUAAUGAAUGAAUUAGAAUAUUUUUUUUAUUUUUAUUUUUUUUAUUCAUUUGUCUCAUGAGUUUAUACUAUUCUGGAGAUUGUGACAUUUCCUGUUGUUUUCCCACCUUGAAUUUUCUCUGCUGCGUCUCAUCAAACACAGUGUCUGCUUCACAUUGUUUCUUUCUCUCUGUCUUUUAACUCUAUUUCAAUUUUCUUGCAAGAAAUGUUUAUUUGUAUAUCCAGAACACAGGUACAGUAUAUUGUAAAAAACAGGGAGUAGGUGAAUUACUCUUGUAUGUUCCUGGUGUAUGCUGGGGAAGGGGUUUUAGGGCGUUUCCGCAGCUUGGCACAGGUCUCUUUCUUCCUUUUGCUAAAAACAAUUUCUGGGGGAAAUCUAAACUUAAGCCUCUUCUGGAACACAAAGAUACAUGGGCUCCUCUAUUCUAACUAAUGUAUGGCUGCUGUCUUAAAAAUGACACCUGUCUGUUUUUUGUUGUAUAGGCAAAAUAAAGUUCAUUCAGAUGUUA